This is a messenger RNA of Helianthus annuus (common sunflower), 516 nucleotides long. RefSeq lists its product as uncharacterized. The record is from RefSeq and is a predicted model, not a curated record. Lineage: Eukaryota; Viridiplantae; Streptophyta; Magnoliopsida; Asterales; Asteraceae. The transcript has a single exon. The coding region runs from base 1 to 516 and encodes 171 amino acids.
AUGGCAUCAUCUGAUAGUGGAGUGUCCAACACGAUCGACCCUAUGGCCAUUACCUCAGACGACGAGAUAGCCACGGACUUAGAGGUUUACACAUCAGACACCACGAGCACCGAUGAAGAUGAUUUUCAGCCUUUUGCCCAACCAGUCUUCGGAGAUGACUUACCCUUAGCUGAUGGUCCACCGGGAGAGGAUCUACCCCUUGUCCCGAUCCCUGCCCCUCUCCCGUUUGCCGCAGUUCCCUUUGAGGAACAGCCUCUCGACGUGUUACCCGAUGACGACAUCGAUCUACUUAUCGAGGGUCCCCCGGAGGGAGACCAGGAUGGCGGGGCCCCGAUGGAGGACGAUGUUCCACUAGCUGAUAUCCCAGUUAUUGACCCUGUUGUUCCUAUGGUUGAGAUUCCUGCUGUUGACUCCCUUGUUGUGCCACCUGUCGAGGCUCCUAUUGUGGAGGCCUUACCCGAUCUGUUCGUUUCCUACCCGUUUGAGUCAGCAUCAUCCACCACUAUUCAUGCCUAG